Messenger RNA from Salvelinus namaycush (lake trout), 2159 nucleotides. RefSeq names its product spastin-like. Lineage: Eukaryota; Metazoa; Chordata; Actinopteri; Salmoniformes; Salmonidae. The record is from RefSeq and is a predicted model, not a curated record. Gene Ontology annotation, cellular component: microtubule cytoskeleton. Gene Ontology annotation, molecular function: ATP binding; ATP hydrolysis activity. Bases 257 to 1708 code for a protein of 483 amino acids. The transcript is spliced from 16 exons.
AACUCCAACUUCCUGUUCCAACAAAACACCGAUGUCCUGCAACUGUGUGGACUGGGUCUUUACAUUGGUUUUGUUAUUAUUGUAAAAUAGACACGUUUACGAUCAUCUGUCGUAUAUAAAAAUGGUUAGAGAUAUAAUAAUACAUUGCUGAGGACGCUGACGCCCUUUUCUGGUGUAUAGUUCUCUCGGUUUACUUCUGUAUUUGAGAAUCUGAUGUAGCUAGCGACUGUAACUGGUUGUACAUUAUUUCACUACCAUGUCGGCCAAAGUUGGAGCGGGGGACAGCAAGGACAACGGAGAAAUCAUUAGAAACUACCAUAAACGAGCAUUUGAAUACAUAUCCGUGGCACUAAAGAUCGACGAAGAUGACAAAGGUGUCAAGGAGGAGGCAAUCCAGUGGUAUCAGAAAGGCAUUGCAGAGCUUCAAAGGGGGAUUGCUAUUGAAGUCACAGGACAAGGAGAACAUAGUGAUCGUUCAAAGAGGCUUCAAACUAAGAUGAUCAGCAAUCUCACCAUGGCAAAGGACCGACUCGCUCUUCUAGAAGGUGCAUCAGCUUCUAAAACAAGACACAGCCCUCAGAGUCCACCAGGCCAUCUCCCUACCCCUCCAGUGAGGCCUUCUGGUCCAAAGAACAAGCCAGGUCCAGGUGGUUCUAUGUCCAGUCACAGCAAGCCAGCAAGCACUGGCUCAAGCAGGACCAACAAUAUCAAGGUUGUCCCUCGGGCUGCAGGAAGAGGACAGAAUGGUAGACCAGCAGCAUCAGCAGCAUCGAAGGAACCACAGAAGAGGGACAUGAAGAACUUUAAGAAUGUGGACAGCAAACUGGCCAGCUUCAUACUGAAUGAAAUCGUAGACGGCGGGUCGUCAGUGAGCUUUGAAGACAUAGCGGGUCAGGAGCUGGCUAAACAAGCUCUUCAGGAGAUAGUCAUCCUACCUGCACUCAGACCUGAGCUGUUCACUGGUCUCAGAUCCCCGGCACGAGGUCUGCUCCUCUUCGGCCCCCCAGGCAACGGAAAGACCAUGCUGGCCAAAGCAGUUGCCAUGGAGUCCCACGCCACCUUCUUUAACAUCAGUGCUUCCAGUCUGACUUCUAAAUGGGUGGGAGAGGGAGAGAAGCUGGUCAGAGCUCUGUUUGCUGUGGCCAGAGAACUGCAGCCAGCCAUCAUCUUCAUUGAUGAGAUCGACAGCCUGCUCUGUGAGAGAAGGGAGGGAGAACACGAUGCCAGCCGCCGGUUAAAAACGGAGUUUCUCAUACAGUUUGAUGGGGUGCAGUCAGAAGGGGCAGAGAGGGUUCUGGUGAUGGGCGCUACAAAUAGACCACAGGAGCUGGACGAAGCUGUGCUCAGGCGAUUUGCCAAAAGGGUGCAUGUAGCCUUACCAACAGAGGAGACGCGUUUCAAGUUGCUGAAGAAUCUACUGGGAAAGCAUGGACACCCACUCAACCAGAAGGAAUUAGCCCAUCUAGCAAAAAUGACGGGGGGCUAUUCAGGAAGUGAUCUUACGUCGUUGGCUAAGGAUGCUGCGCUUGGACCAAUCAGGGAACUUGGACCAGAGCAAGUGAAAAACAUGGCUGCUAGUGAUAUGCGUAACAUCCGCUGCAAGGACUUUGAGGAUUCUCUGAAGCGUAUUAAGCCCAGUGUCAGUCCCACAACCCUGGACCUCUAUGUACGAUGGAACACUGACUACGGAGACACUACAGCCUUCUAGAACCAUGGAACUAACUCAUUUCCCAGCUAGCACAUAACGUUCUGAGAACCAUAUGUUUCUUAGAGCGUGGUUGUCCUAUGGUUAUUUUGCCUUAAAACCUUUUCACAACUUUCUGGGAAUGGUACAGGGAGUCGCUUGGCUUUGGAACAUUCUCAGCACAUUUUAAGGAACUUGACAAACUAUUUUUGGGGGGGGGUAUUUCAAUGCUUUAACCAGAAGGUUUCCUAAAAGUUCAAACGUUCUGGGAACGUUCUCCAGCUGGUUUGACGUUGGGAAUGUUCUCAAAUAGUUCAGAGAAUGCUAAGAAACAACGUUCUUCUGUGGGAAUUUCAGUACUUUAAACAAAACGUUUCCUACAGAUUUCCUACAGAUUGCCUCCUAUUUAAAUUCAUGUAAAAAAAAUAAUAUAAUAAUAAUAAUUUGAGAGCGUUAAAACGUUCCAUAAAAAAAA